This is a messenger RNA of Mugil cephalus (flathead mullet), 4255 nucleotides long. RefSeq names its product UDP-N-acetyl-alpha-D-galactosamine:polypeptide N-acetylgalactosaminyltransferase 1 (gene galnt1). The record is from RefSeq and is a predicted model, not a curated record. The transcript has 14 exons. The coding region runs from base 560 to 2239 and encodes 559 amino acids. Gene Ontology annotation, cellular component: Golgi apparatus. Lineage: Eukaryota; Metazoa; Chordata; Actinopteri; Mugiliformes; Mugilidae.
CCACCUCUCUCUCCCUCUCUCUCUCUCUCACAGUCACACACACAGACCGAAUAGAGACUGAGAGCAGAGCACGUCCGCCCGGGGAGACAGAGCCAGAGCUCCGCAUAGCGUUACUGCUGCGACCCAGUCGGUCUUUUUCAAAUGGAUGUCUCCUCCCUUAGCGCCCUUUGACACUGCGCCGUGCUGCUGUACUCGCGUUCAGCACGAGAAGCUCCUCGUCUCUGGCUUUUUUUAUUUUAAUUAUUAUUAUUUUUGUAAUGUAACUGGUUUAUCUUCUCGACGACGCGGAGAGAACCACACUCCCCCCCCUCUCUCUACCAUCGUUAGCCCGCUAAGCUACCUAGCCCGCUAACUCCGCCGUUAUACUUUGCACCGUAUCUGGCUCGUAGUUAGCCAGCCUGCGGUCUCCUGCGCCACGGCGGCGGAUUGAGGUGACCCCGUCACUCUGGGAGCAUGUUUGAGUGACACGCAAAAGAGGAAGUGGGAUCUCUGAAGCCCCGCCUCCGUCUGCUGGUGGAGCAUCCUGCGCACCUGAGAGCCCUUAAAUCACUUGGAAAGGAUGCGGAGGUUUGCCUACUGUAAGGUGGUUUUGGCCACCUCUCUGGUCUGGGUGAUGCUGGACAUGUUCAUUCUGCUCUACUUCAGCGAGUGCAACAAGUGCGACAACAAGAAGGAGAGGGGACUGCCUGGGAGAGACGGUAGAUACACCCUGUCCAGACCGCGAGACGGGCCCGGCGAAGGGGGGAAGCCUGUGGUGAUCCCUAAAGAGAAUCAGGAGAAGAUGAAGGAGAUGUUCAAGAUCAACCAGUUCAACCUCAUGGCCUCCGAGAUGAUCGCCCUCAACCGUUCGCUCCCCGACGUGCGCCUCGAAGGGUGCAAGAACAAGUUGUACCCUGAUAACCUUCCUCGGACCAGCGUGGUGAUUGUAUUCCAUAACGAGGCCUGGAGCACCCUGCUCCGGACGGUCCACUCCGUCAUCGACCGCUCUCCUCACACGCUGCUGGAGGAGAUUGUCCUGGUGGACGACGCCAGCGAGAGAGAUUUCCUAAAACGGCCGUUGGAGCAGUACGUCAGGAGGUUGGAGGUCCCUGUCAGAGUGGUGAGAAUGGAGCAGCGGUCUGGACUCAUCCGCGCUCGCCUCAAGGGAGCGUCCCUCUCCACUGGCCAGGUCAUAACCUUCCUGGAUGCUCACUGUGAAUGCACAAUAGGCUGGCUGGAGCCUCUGCUCGCCCGCAUCAAAAAUGACAAGAAAACGGUGGUGUGCCCCAUUAUCGACGUUAUCAGUGACGACACGUUCGAGUACAUGGCGGGAUCUGAUAUGACGUACGGAGGCUUCAACUGGAAGCUGAACUUCCGCUGGUACCCUGUGCCUCAGAGGGAAAUGGACCGGCGCAAAGGAGACCGCACGCUGCCUGUCAGGACCCCGACCAUGGCAGGUGGCCUGUUCUCCAUAGACAGAGAUUAUUUUCAGGAGAUCGGCACGUAUGACGCGGGCAUGGACAUCUGGGGUGGAGAGAACCUGGAAAUCUCUUUCAGAAUCUGGCAGUGCGGUGGCACCCUGGAGAUCGUCACGUGCUCUCACGUGGGCCACGUGUUCAGAAAGGCGACGCCCUACACGUUCCCCGGGGGCACGGGUCAGAUCAUCAACAAAAACAACCGGCGCCUGGCAGAAGUCUGGAUGGACGAAUUCAAAAACUUCUUCUACAUCAUCUCUCCCGGUGUGACUAAAGUCGACUACGGUGACAUCACGUCUCGUAAUUCUCUGAGACAAAAGCUUCAAUGUAAACCCUUCAGCUGGUAUUUGGAGAACGUCUACCCUGACUCCCAGAUCCCGAGGCACUACUACUCCUUGGGAGAGAUCCGUAACGUGGAGACGAACCAGUGCCUGGACAACAUGGCCCGCAAGGAGAACGAGAAGGUCGGCAUUUUCAACUGCCACGGCAUGGGAGGCAACCAGGUUUUCUCCUACACGGCCAACAAGGAGAUCAGGACGGACGACUUGUGCCUGGACGUGUCGAAGCUAAACGGACCCGUCAUGAUGCUCAAGUGCCAUCACCUCAAAGGCAACCAGCUCUGGGAUUACGACCCUGUGAAGCUGACUCUGAUCCACGUCAACAGCAACCAGUGUCUGGACAAGGCCAGCGAGGAGGACAGCCAGGUCCCCAGCGUCAGAGACUGCACGCACUCGCGCUCCCAACAGUGGCUGCUCCGCAACGUCACACUACCAGAGGUCUUCUGACCUCCCUCCGCACACGCACACACUCACACACACAGCGGCCCAGAGUAAGCAACCAGGAGAGAGGACGUGUUUAUUGGAAUCGGGCACCCGGCGAGGAAAGACUUCCCGUGGGGGGGGGGUUUGGGAAGAGAGGAGGACGGACCGGACGGUACUACCUCUGCGAGAGAUCAGGGGGAAGAGUGUGUGUUCGACCCUCCUCGCAGCGAGAAGAGAAGAGAGACUCCCUCUAAGAGACGGUGGCUGUUUUACAUUCAUUUUGUUUUUUAAGGACGUUUAAAGCGCGGAGAGUGACCCCGCUCUCGCGCGCGUUCAUGAGACUGGCUGUUGGAGUCGACGUUCUGCACCCGCGGCUUCCCCGGACAAAGCAGUCCAACCCUUCAACUCAUUACUUAACGUUUACUGACUGCCUCUUACGAGCGAGAGUGUGCGUGCACUUAUUCGUGUGUGUGUGUUCUCCGAGAUGAAUGUAUGUGUUGAGAGGACUCCUGAAGAUUUUGUUGAUUUCUUCUUUUUUUUAUUUAAUUUUUGUUUUUAACGGAUUUUGAAAAUGAACUCUUAUGAAGAAGGAUGCACGUGUAAGUGUGUGUGUGUGUGUGUGAGUGUGAGUGUGAGUGUGAGUGAGAGUGAGUGACUGUCUGUCUUGUGUGCGCGCGUGUGUGCCUCAGAGCUCCUCCUACAGUCCUACUGCAGCAGCGUGUGUCUCCCUCUGGUGUUACUCCUUGGCAUUUCAUCUGACAGACUGAAGCCUCCACACAGAGGAGUUUCUAAGGGACAGCACAUCGAGGAAUUAAAAAAAAAAAAAAACAUCAGAAGAAUCCGACAUCUGCCAUCAGCAGAGAUCUAGAGAUAGAAAUAUGAUGUUUGUGAUAUCUUGAGAUUUCUAUGUCCAGUUUUUACAUGGCUUGUCUGUUUCUACUGUUCCAGUAACCCUAGUUUGUCCGUCUCCGUUGUCUCUAAAGAUGUUUAACAUAGAGCUAACGCACAUGCUUAUAUAACUGAUGUUCACUGCCUAACGUAGUGGUCAACCAUAAGGCACUACAGUCACACACAGACACACACACACACACACGCUGUAUACAUAUAGGAAAAAGGCUUCCGUGGCCUUGCUUAAAUCCAUCGUCAUAUCUUCUUCUCGAUGACCUCUUUUAAAAAACAAAAAAGAAAAGAAAAAUGAACACUCCAAGGGCUUCUUUCCUCCAGUGGAGUGUGUGUGUGGAUGCGUCUGUGUGGGUGUGAAUGCUUCCUCAGUACUGAGUCCAUCAGCUCCCUCUUUACUGGAACAAACAGCGCUCAGAUCCUCACUGUUGGGGAAACCAAGAGUUCGUAGCGUAGACCUGCAGCAGAUCCUCCCAGCUUCCUCCUUAAAAAGCUGUUCUUUUCUAAAACGGAGUCCGCUCUCUCUUCAGCGGACGCAUCUAAAAUAGGAAAUCAGUCGUUGAAGGACAUUAGGGACGUCGGAGCGAGAGUCGAUCAGGGACAGAGUCGAAACUGUGGAUCACAGAGAGCGCAGCAGCAGCAGCGGACAUAUCUUAACCCCGUGAGCGCAUAUCAAGUUUAGCGAGCUCGCUGCAGCGUCUCACUCUUCAUAUCUCAGCGAGAGGUGGACGACGGGCGGCCAAACGGUGUGUCAUCCUCACGUCAGCCAUCAUGCUUCCUUUAUCUUUCUUAUUUAGCAUCUCUCCUGCCGCUGCGAGUCGGAGCACGAGAGGUCACUUCAUAACAUUUCAGCUUCCUCCAGUGGAGGAAGGGUUUACACAUAGGACACGUCAUUGGUUCAUCUUGGUUGUGGACACGUUAGCGAGAGCUUGUUUUUCAUGUCUGAGCGAGUGACUGUGGUGGAGAUGUGGGACGGACGGAGUGUAACGAUUGCUCUGAUUUUUUUUUUUUAUUAUUAUUUUAUUUUUUGUUGUUGUUUUUUGGACGGGGUGGGGCGGGGGUUGAAAGUAACUGACAUGUCCAGGCUUCCACACUGAGCUGAUCCAAAUGUAGAAAAUAAAGGUGAAAAAGUUUACAGAA